Molecule: messenger RNA, 738 nt
Organism: Cucumis melo (muskmelon)
Lineage: Eukaryota; Viridiplantae; Streptophyta; Magnoliopsida; Cucurbitales; Cucurbitaceae
Exons: 3
Coding region: 1-738 (245 amino acids)
Source: RefSeq, a predicted model, not a curated record
AUGGAUCAACAAACCCUUCUUGGAGCUUCUUGGAGUCCUAACUGUGUUCACACUAGUCCAACGUCAGAUGCUCCUAACGUUGGAGGCAUUGAUGAACGACAAUCAGCGUUUUCCAUAUACACCAAUUACCUUGAGGCAUUGAACGAGACGUACAUAAAGGUAAACGUGGCCGCAACCGAUCGCCCUAUGUUUAUAGUGCGUAAGGAGGGAAUUGCCACUAAUGUACUUGGCGUCUGCGACACAAAAGGGGAUUUCGUAUACGUAUUAGCCGGUUGGGAAGGAUCCGCAGCAGACUCGUGGAUUCUCCACGAUGCGCUUGUACAACCAAACGAACUGCAAGUGCCAAAGGGUUAUCUAAACGCGAAGGAAUUUCUUGCCCCAUACAUAGGCCAUAGGUACCAUUUGCAAGAGUGGCGUGACGUUGAAAAUGCCCUAACCACUGCAAAUAAAUACUUUAAAAUGAAACACCCAUCGGUAAGGAAUAUGAGUGAGCGCGCGUUUGGUCUUCUGAAGGGUCGGUGGCAACUUCGUGGAAAGUUGUACUAUCCCCUCCAAGUGAAGUGUUGCAUCAUCCUAGCAUGUUGCUUGCUACACAAUUUGAUUAAUAGAAAAAUGACAAAUUGCGAAGACAUAGACGACGUUAGGGAGAGGGACUUCGCGUACGCAAUGGCCACUGCAAGAGACGACAUUAAAUACAUUGAGACGACAACAAGUGGUUUCAGUGGCGGUAUGAAUUAG